Molecule: messenger RNA, 729 nt
Organism: Sinocyclocheilus anshuiensis
Lineage: Eukaryota; Metazoa; Chordata; Actinopteri; Cypriniformes; Cyprinidae
Product: transmembrane protein 33-like
Exons: 6
Coding region: 174-716 (180 amino acids)
Biological process (GO): membrane organization; endoplasmic reticulum tubular network organization
Cellular component (GO): endoplasmic reticulum; membrane
Source: RefSeq, a predicted model, not a curated record
GAAAUUCACACAGAGGUCGCGAGGUCGACUCAGCUGACCAACCUCUCGUGCGUAUUACGGAGUGAAGCGCGUGCGCCCUGAGCUGUGAAAUAAAUAACGCCGAUUUUUACCUUCUCACGAAACGUGAUAUUCAACAAUAUAUCGCAGAAAUAGAGCCUUGUAAUAUUUGAAAGAUGGCAGAUACAGAGCAAAGGAGUCCACCUCCUCAGCCUCAGACUGGACCUGUGCAAUUCCUCUUGAGUAAUAAGCUGGAAACAGCUAUGUGGCUGUCACGGCUGUUCACCGUCUACUGCUCCAUCAUGUUCAUUCUGCCACUGCUUGGGCCUCAAGCAGCUACUAACUUCUAUCAGAGGGCAUUGCUGGCAAACGCCUUGACCAGCGCUCUGCGUUUGCACCAGAGACUUCCUCACUUUCAGCUGAGCAGAGCCUUCCUGGCCCAGGCCUUACAGGAGGACAGCUGCCACUAUCUCCUCUACUCCCUCAUCCUAGUCAACUCCUACCCUAUCACAAUGAGCAUUUUUCCAGUGUUCCUCUUCUCACUUCUCCACGCCACCACCUACACUAAAAAAGUCCUUGAUACCAUGGGUCCAAACAGCCUUAUGUUUGUGAGGAACUUUUUGAACAAGCUCACAGCCAAUCAGCAGAACAUCCUAAAGUUUAUUGCUUGCAAUGAGAUCUUCUUGAUGCCAGCUACAGUCUUCAUGCUCUUCAGGUGAGGACUGACGUUCA